AUAUACCAACAGUAAGAUAUGCUAUACUUGUACCGUUCUUCUCAUAUCACGUGACCACGUGACGCCGGCUGACCUGAUUAAGUGGGUGUGUCAUGUGAUAUGAUACGGCAGGGAUCAGUGAGUAUCGCUGGGAACAUUACAGGUGAAGUUCACUCCGACACAGGGACAUAACACACGUACUGGACAAUACUACACAGCUGUAGGUAGACAGACGGAGCCAUGGGUGUUUUAGUCGGAUGCAGUCGGAUCUUUCUGGUCAUCAUCAACGGUAUUUUUGCGGUGAUCGGGUUGGUGUUCCUGGUGGCGGGAUGUAUCGUGAGGUUCGGGUCAGACAUACUGGACCCCUACCUCCAGGAUCUAUACACAGCCCUCCAGCGGUUCAUGGAACAGGCGGGGGACUCAGUGGAUCUCUCCAACUUCAACCUCGGCGACUACCUUAAAGACGCCACCCUCGCCCUGAUCCUCCUCGGCGUCUUCUUCUUCAUCAUCGGCAUCUUCGGCUGCAUCGGCGGCUGCUGCAAAGUCCGCUGUAUGUUGAUAGUGUACGCAGUCUUGAUCAGCCUCAUCGUCCUAGCAGAGGUUCUGUUUGUCAUACUCCUCUUCACCAUCAGAGACACGGUGGACGACAACAUCAAAGGGCCAAUGAAGACAUCAAUCACAGAUAGCUACGGAGGCUUCAACAGCACCGACCUGGUGUCCCUCGGCUGGAACUUCGCUAUGGUCAAUUUUAAAUGCUGCGGAGUAGACAACUACACGGAUUUCCAGAGUGCAAAGAAGUGGAAUAAUGAAUAUACACCAAAACAAACUAACAACACCUUUACCCUACAAGCCCCCAUCGCCUGCUGCAAACUGAAUGGAACUUUCCCCAACAUACAGCUGCCGUCAGACUUCACGUGUGCCACAGACCCGACAUCAGCACUGUCCAAUAUAGACAAGGGCUGCUACCAGGCUAUCUGGGACAUCAUCAACGACAACAGCAACAUCAUAAUCGGCGUUGGAGUGGGUGUCGUUGUUGUGGAGCUCCUGAUGAUCAUCUUCGCCUGUAUAGUGUGUUGUAAGGAGAAGAAGAAAAACGAUGAUUAUGAUUAUGACUACUAAUACAACUACCACAACGUCAUCGUCAUCAUCAUGAACAGCAGCUUCAUCAUGUUCUGUACUUCAUCAACGUUUCAGCAUUCGUUAACGAUCUGACUAGUGCAUAUGAGUGUCCGUGCGUCCAUUGCAAGUGGACAGACCCAAUCAGGACCGGGCUGAGAAAGUGUUCACUCCAUGGUUGUUCUGUUUUACUUGUGUUUGUCCUUAUGUUGUCGUAAGAGGCGACUAACGAGAUCGGUUGAUCAGACUCGCUGACUGAACUGACACAUAUCAUCUAAUCCUAGACCGUUGCUCCUUCUGUUGAUCACUUGAUUGUCUGACCCGGCCUGGGUUAUGCACAAACCGCCGCCAUAUAGCUGGAACAUUGCUGAUACCGGCGUUAAACAACAACCAAACUAAACCUUCUGUUAUCAAGCGUUCCUGGGGAUUCUGGGUUAGACGUCUUGUCCAGCAGCCCCCUGCUUGUCGUAACAGGCGACCAGGAUGGAGAGGUUUGGCACGGUGACUCGGAUGAUUGCGUAUCUUCACACAAUGACGAUGUGGGUUGUUGCCCACAGUAUCAAUCACCUGAUUGUCUGGUCCAGACUCGAUUAGUAACAGACCGCCGACAGUGUUGCUGGAAUAUCGCAGUGUACGGCGUUGAACUACAAACCAACAAACGCAACUGUUACAAUAUAUACCUGGUUGGAACGCGACCAAAUAUAUCACUUGUUGUCAGAACGUUAUUUAAAGAAGCUGUACAGGAGUCGUGUUGGCGCAUGAUGGCUGCCGCUCUUGAAGCAGAGGGCCGGACUGUCGACCGAGUGUCCCCGCUAUAGUGCGGUUAUGGGUCCUAUACAGAAGUACGUGAUUUGCUCCCAUGUAUGUUGUUAUACUGAAGUAUCCUGUCAAUUGGGUUAAUGUAACCUGUAUAUACUGUAUAUACAAAAUAGUUUGGCUAUUUCGCAAAUGAAAACAAUUAACAAAUUAUCCAUAAGCAUCGAUGUUUUCCCCAUAAUUGAUCGCACGUGCAGGCAAGCCCGGAUGUAACAGUAUUCAAGGUAUUUAAGCAGUUUCCUGUUAUGCCCAAGUUGAGCUCGCAUAAAUAACAUAUGAAACAGACAUAGUUUCUACAUUUCCUGAUCGACCUCAGCAUUUUGCAGGCGGGUUUUUGUGUCGAGUGUUUGAAAUCCUUUUUUUGUACGUCUGCGAUCUUGUCUAUUCUGUUUUUUAUAACUCUAGAGUGUAACGAAUCACAUAACAAUGUACCGUGCCGCUUGUGCACCGAGAUGUAUAUAUAUGAGACGGAUAUCAGUUUGAGAAGCGAGUGUCAUACACUUUUGCAUGUUCUGUCUCGUGAUGCAUGUUGUCGUAUCCUGCUGCUGGAUAUCGAUGCUCAUUAUGUCAACCACUGGUCCAGACUCUGUUGUUUUCAAACGUCCGUCAUAUAUGUUGGCUUUCUUAAUGUGGAGUUAAACAAUAAUCAACGAAACAAACAUGUUUCCCUUGUUUAUAUAUUAUUGUUGUAUCACCGGAAGUGUGGUUCCCUCCUACUCUGUAUCCUCUACUGUCUACAUGUACCGACGUGAGAUCCCCCGGUAUCUGUGAUAUAUGUGUAUAUGCCACGAAUUGAACCAUCCAAUCAACAUCGUCCACCGCAAUAUAAGGAUUGGAAAGACACGGAGGUCUUCAGAACUGUAAUAUUAAAUAUCUGAUUUUAAGGAUACUUUACCAAACCACCAAACAGCAUUACCCGGCACCGUAGUUCUACUUUAUAUGGCGGGAGUUUGUGUUUGUACCACAUCACGACUUUCCAUUAUGCAGAAUUUAUUCACUAUAUUUUUACAUUCUGUUGUUAAUUUUUGUACUGUAAAAUAAGUAAAAUGUUUCCAUAUA
Messenger RNA from Haliotis rubra (blacklip abalone), 2970 nucleotides. Its product is annotated as tetraspanin-18-like. Lineage: Eukaryota; Metazoa; Mollusca; Gastropoda; Lepetellida; Haliotidae. Gene Ontology annotation, cellular component: membrane. The record is from RefSeq and is a predicted model, not a curated record.